CCAAAAUGCAUAUGUCAUUUUCAUUGACUGACGCAGCAAGCAGACGAGCAAGUUAAUUGUGAUUAAAAUUGUGAUUUAGUUUUAUAUUUUUACUUGUACAACGAGUGUUACAAAUUUAAAAUUGGAAAUCAAGUAAGGCUACAAAGUUAUUGUAUUUGAAUUCAAUUAUUUUGUGUUUAUAUCGAGAAUCGAUGUAAUCAGGUCACUAGUGUAUUUUAUCUUUAAAAUGUCUCGUCUUGACAACGUCGAUGCUUUGGAAAAGCAAUUAGCAGAUUUACAAAUGUCCAAGCAUUUGAAUUCAACCGGUCGUAUUAAGAAGAUACCACCAGCCGUACCGCCUAAAAAGAAGGCUCAGCCGCAAGUUCCUCAUAGUGCUAUGGUCAAUACGGUUCGCGAACCCUCAUAUUCAGCCAAAAUAACUCCAGUAUUCAACAAUAAUCCUCCAGCAUACAAUUACACUCAUUCUAACCAUAUACACCCAAGUCAAGACUAUGCAAACGUGAGUCAUUUGCAUGCAUCUAUCCCAAGCCAUUCUAUGAAACAAAUUCAAAAGACGCCAACUAUAACUUAUAAUUCAACAUACAGUAAUAUACCAUCAUACUGCAUUCCCGAGGACAACUUACCACCGCCACCACCCCCGCCGCCUCCGUCUACACUUCAUAUUGCAAAAGCUUUUGACCCCAAUCACAAUAAUGAAGAAUAUUUGCCGCCGCCUUCGCCUGUAAGUUCGAAUUAUAGUGAGUUAGCCCGAGCCACAGCCAACCUGAAUUACAAUCAAGAUAGACCUCCAUAUCCUCAUAUCUAUCAAAAUGAAUUUCCAGAAUAUGGAACAUCACAAGCUUCAACAUAUGAAUCGCUCUACGAGCCUAUUAAUCCACGCCCACACAGUAAUAUGUCAACUCACACUAACAAUUCUCUCCACAACUAUGCCAACAAUUUGCAAGCUUCUGGUAAAUCACCACUACCUAAAGAAGAGGAAGUUGAUGCUCUAACUAAUCUUCUAGUUCAGUCCAUAUCUGACAGUCAAGAUUUAGACGUGUUUGGAAUUUGUAUCAAAUGCAACGAAAAAGUUGUGGGAGAAAGCUCAGGAUGUACAGCAAUGGGAAACAUGUACCAUGUUAAGUGUUUCUGCUGUCAUCGUUGUAACGCGAAUUUACAAGGCAAACCCUUCUAUGCCGUUGAAGGACAACCGUACUGUGAAGCUGAUUACUAUGAAACUCUUGAAAAAUGCUCAGUGUGCGAUGAACCAAUACUGGACCGAAUUUUACGAGCUACUGGCAAACCAUAUCACCCUGCAUGCUUCACUUGUGUUGCAUGUGGUAUAAGCCUGGAUGGCAUACCUUUUACAGUUGAUGCCAUGAAUCAAAUUCACUGUAUUGAAGAUUUUCACAAAAAAUUUGCUCCUCGAUGCUGCGUUUGUAAUCUACCUAUAAUGCCAGAAGAAGGAGAAGAAGAAACUGUCAGAGUAGUUGCUUUAGAUCGAAGUUUUCAUGUCAAAUGCUACCGCUGUGAAGAUUGUGGCAUGCUGUUAUCUUCAGAAGCAGAAGGUCGAGGAUGUUACCCUCUUGAUGAUCAUAUUCUUUGUAAGACUUGUAAUGGACACCGUAUCCGCAUGCUUACAAAUGUUAUGACUACAGACCUUUAAACUACGAGCUUAUCAGUAAUAAUAAUAAUUAACUUAUCUACCCUAUGUAUUUUCUUGAUUCAUUAUAUUUUAAACAUAGUUUUUCUUUAGUGAGAAAAGACCGGACGUGCCCGUAUAACAUAAUUAUAUUAGUUAAAAACAAAAACUGAAAUUUUAUAAUUGGUAUUGAAAUAACAUUUAAUUGGUGUAUUUGUUUUUUCAUGUUAUUUAUUUAUUUUGACGGGACAAUUAAUUGUAGAUAAAAAAAUAUAACUAAAUCGAGACUGAUGAAAUGCAGCAUUUUAUCAUUUUUUUGUUAUAGCGAUGUGAUAUAUAAACAUAAGAUUUAUUUAUUUGAUGCAUUCUGAAUGCUUAAAUUAUGCCUUAUACCUAUAGCAUUAGCCGUAAGUAAUAAUAACUUGGAAUUCGCCAUAUAUAAAUUA
This is a messenger RNA of Pectinophora gossypiella (pink bollworm), 2067 nucleotides long. Its product is annotated as lipoma-preferred partner homolog. Gene Ontology annotation, biological process: cell-cell adhesion. The coding region runs from base 227 to 1645 and encodes 472 amino acids. The record is from RefSeq and is a predicted model, not a curated record. NCBI's taxonomy places the organism in Eukaryota, Metazoa, Arthropoda, Insecta, Lepidoptera, Gelechiidae. Gene Ontology annotation, cellular component: focal adhesion; stress fiber. The transcript has a single exon.